AUGCCCUCCACUGCUCCAGUCCCCAUCACGCCCAGCGCUGGCACUAGCGUGUCGGCCAGCACGGCCAGCUCCUCCCCGUCCGCCGAGUGCGAGAGCCAGACAGAGUACUCGCGUACACCCACUACAAAUUCGAGGCAAUAUCUGGCAUCGGCACCGCAUCUCGACGCUCUUGACGGCAUCGCUGCUGGCACAGCUACGACUGCAGCCAUUGCCAAGAACAAUGCCUCCAACCGACCUUGGAUCGUGCAAAAGUACGGCGGCACCUCGGUAGGCAAAUUCUUGCCUACCAUAUCUCGCACCAUUGCGCCCGAAUUUCUCCGACGCAAUAGGCUGGCUAUCGUCUGCAGCGCUAGGUCGACGGGCACGAAAGCUGGAGGAACGACGAGCUUGCUUUUGGCAGCUGCCGAACAAGCGCUGAGUGCCGAGGACGAUACUCCUGAAGCCAGCUUGUCCAGCUCAGUCGCCAGCUUGAGCUCAGCGAGAGACGGCAGAGCGAGCUUGAGCAGAAACUCGUCCAAAACGGGUGUGCGCACACCUGCCGACUUGCAAGGCGUCACUGCCGGCUUGCAGGCCACGUCUCUGGAAACGUUAUCACAAGCGACGCAGAGCUCGAGCGACAAGACUGUGGAUCGCAUCAUGAGGGAGCACAUCGACGCGGCGAGAUUGAUAGUGACGAAGGAUGCGGCAGCGUUGGAGCAACUGGAGCUGGACAUACAAGACGACUGCGAAAGGUUGCGGGAUCUGCUGUUGGCCGCAAAGGUGAGCGAUGUGCGGAGUGGUGCAUCGGCCGGAUAAAUGCACCGCUGAACCACCCUUUCACUCACUCGCCUGGUCACUCGAUCGCUCGCCUCGCUGUAUGGCGCUCACGCUCACGCCAGAUCAUCGAGGAAGUCUCGCCAAGGUCGAAGGAUAUGAUCCUCUCCGUCGGCGAGAGGCUUUCAUGCAGACUGAUGGUCGGAGCUCUCGGCGAUGCUGGCGUGCCCGCCGAGCUCAUCGGUCUUGAAACCAUCAUCGACGCCGCUUUUCUGGAGGAGCUGUCGCAGCGAGGCACUGGUACAUCUGUCCAAGCGGAGGGCGCCCUGGAGCAGAGCUUCUACGAGCUGCUGGCCGCAAGGAUCGGGGAGCGCGUGAGCCAAGCGAAUGCCACGCCGGUCAUCACUGGUGAGCGCUGCACAGGAUCUCUGCUUGCUGUUGCAUCGCAGCGAGAUUUCAAAUGCUCACGACCCUCUCUGCCGCUAUCCUUCAUCAGGCUACUUUGGCAAUGUUCCCGGCUCGCUCCUUUCUCAGGUCGGGCGAGGCUACACAGACCUGUGUGCUGCUCUGUGCGCCGUGGGUCUGGCAGCUGAAGAGCUCCAGAUAUGGAAAGAGGUGGACGGCGUCUUUACAGCAGACCCUCGAAAAGUGCCCACUGCUCGCUUGAUACCUGCCAUCACGCCCGAGGAAGCAUCGGAGCUGACGUACUACGGUAGCGAGGUCAUACAUCCAUUCACGAUGGAGCAAGCAAUAAAGCGUCGAGUGCCCAUCAGGAUCAAGAACGUGGAGAAUCCAACGGGCCUUGGCACCGUCAUAUUUCCCGCCCAGGAGAUUGUCCCUGGGUCCGGCGAUGGCACGAAGCUGAAGCAGCCAGAGACUCCAAGCGCCAGUGGAAGCAGUACGCCAUGGGGCGUGUCGCCUGAUGGCGCACCGUUCAAUGUGCUGGUGCCAGCGGCUACGCCGGCAGCUCGGAAAUUGCCGACUGCGGUGACUAUCAAGGAUGACGUCUGGGUGCUAAAUGUGCACUCAAAUAGGAAGACGCUCUCGCAUGGCUUUUUUGCGCGUAUAUUCUCAACGCUGGACAAGCACGGCAUCGUCGUGGACCUGAUCUCCACGUCUGAAGUCCACGUAUCGAUGGCUUUGGCAUCUGGACAACCUGGCCUCAAACGGCCCCGAGCUCUAGACCGAGUCAAGUCGGAGCUUGCAAGCUUGGGGACCGUGAGCGUGUUAAGGGAGAUGGCUAUUCUGAGUCUGGUCGGAACGCAGAUGAGGCACAUGGUGGGCGUGGCUGGCAAAAUGUUCAGCACGCUAGCGGAAGGCAACAUCAACAUUGAAAUGAUCUCGCAAGGAGCGAACGAGAUCAACAUUUCGUGUGUCAUCCAUCAGAAGAGCGCACUCAAAGCUCUGAACCUGAUUCACUACUCUGUAAGUCAAAAUGGUCCGUCUCGAGCUUGGCCUCCGAGCAUGUCCAUCAUCCUCAGCGCCAGCUGAUAUAUCUCGUGCCCAUUCACAGGUCCUCGAGGUCAGUCCCACGCCCAACAAUAGAGAGAGCGGCACUUUUGGCAGGAGCUUCUUCUGAGAAUACUUGUCGCCAGUGUUGCCUGAAGGAACACUACGCUGGCAGUACUAUGAGCGCCGUCGUAGAUGCCAGAGUAGUCCGGUUUCACAAGUCCUUCGUCGGUCACAGCAUAUGUAUGAAUUUUGAGUAGCGUCACGCCCUUCUCGACGUGCGCACCAUCAAACCAUGGAUCCCUUUGCAAUGUCGACUUCUGCGACGUUUGGGAGCGAAUCUGGCUAAAGAAGUUCGUCAGGAGGAACGGACGGGAAUGAUGGGGCUUUGCAACGCGCUGACGCCACCGCGUGGCCAGGCCAUUGUACUUUCUCCUUUCUUGCGCCUUGAGCGAGGCAGCACCAUGACUGCCUCGCUGCCGUGCUCGUCACGAUUUGCGUUGUGCAGUCGCCCCUGACGAUGUCACGAGCGUCGAUUGUGCCUGCUGGGAGAGGUGUGCGCUCCAAUUCAUGAUUGUAUACAUGACUUCUGAUUGACUGCACCUACCGCACAUUCCCGCAUCGCAAUCAAGAGCAGUUUGAGUUUGAGUCUUGAGUCGUGAGUACACGCAGAGUCCAGAGUCAUGCGUGUACUCACGUGACUGUCGACCGUAGCCCGGUUAUCGCGGUGGGGUGAGUCAAGAGUCUUGAGUCUGACGAGUCUCAUCAGCAUCAGCAUCAGCAUCAGCAUAUGCAAGCGGGGAGCUAGGGUGCGGACCGUCGAGCUGCUGCCGUGCAUGUGCAAGUAUCGGUAUACGAUGAUUGCGAUGUGGCGCCGAGGGCGUGCGCGUCCUGCCUUAUCGAUCGCGUGUUAGCAUCCUCUACAGCUAUCGCGUGUCAUCCUCUGUACCGCACAGCUACAGGGCGGGACCAUGCGCGCGAGCUAUGUACGGUGCACGCGCGUGACUGUUGUGAGGGUUGUGAUCACUGGGCGCGAUAUACCUACCGUACAGUAGUCGCGUGAGUGGUGAGUGGUGAGUGGUGAGUGGUGAGUACCAGCAAUCGUGAAUAUACCGCACCGGUAUCGCCAGCUGAUGCAUGCAGCCGAGGGUGCGCCAUACGUGCGCAGCAAGUCGUCAGUACCGGUACAGUAUGAGCAUCCCAUGCAGCAGGUUUGCGCCGCUGCUGCUGCUGCAGCUGCACAGCAAUUCAAGCGUGAUUCAGCUGAUCUAGCCUCAGCUCUCCACCUCCAUCCAUCCACCCUUGACGUGACUCGCCCAGCCACCUGCGCAGCAGGCACAAUCACACGAUCCCUUGCACCCGCCCUCACGCUCACACUCAUACUCACACUCACACUCACACCACCACUUCUCACACUUGCCCAUUGGAGGGGCUACGCUUCAGCAUUUCAAAGUUCCCCACACGCAACAUCGCGAGCGCGCACUCGACUCCCUUGGCUGCGCUCUCUCGCAUCUACUACCACUUGCUCAAUACAAAGUCAAGCUUGACCGCAGCUAGCAGUCAUGACAACGUUUUCAGCCUACGCCUCGCGAUUCCUGUCAAACGGCGGUGGUUUGUCCACCGGCGAUCCAUAUCAGCUCGCUCGAGCAGGUGGUGGACACGGCGCCGAAGCAUUCAUGGCCUCGGCGAGCAGCCAGUCUAGUCUCGAUGCUUCCACCAACUCUGACGGCUUGCCCGACGAGCAACACGGGUAUGCGUACGGCCCACGUCGAGCUGCUGGGAACGUUUCACAGGUCCUUCGAGGUGAGAGCGGAGCGUCGCUGAACCUGAUGGGCGCAAGUCGAUAUGGCCUCGCUAGCGCACACAUCCAGGGCGGCGCGAGGUCGAGCAAGCGACACGCACCGACUGGAGCAUCGCGCGGAGAUUUCUUGUCGGCCCACGACAUUGCCGAGGUGGAUGUGGAUCAGCGUCAAGAUGAAGAGGAGGAGGUGGAAGCAGAUGCAGCAGAGUGGCGCCGGCAUCAUCGUUUGCUACCCCACUUGAAUGACCGCCAAGCGCGGGUCGGGGGCUACGGUGAGGAGGAUGGAGAUACACCCAGCGCUUCUGUCAGUGCUUCGCGGAUAGCGGGCUUCCAGGGGUUCGACGAGGCCGACGAGGGGGAUCCCUUUCUAAGAGAAGAUGCAGUGCAGAAUGCGGAAGACAAAGGCGGAAAGAAGACGAACUCUUCGACUUCGACCAAGAAGCGACGCGACGUGCCAACCAAUCAGGCACACCACAGAGCUCGAGGUUGGCUUGCGCACGCCGAGUCCAGCAUCGCAGCGCCCCUCCACCACGCGGUCAGCAGCGUCCCGGACCCAAAAGGCUCCAGGCGAGUGCCUGCAUCGGCUCGCGCCUUAGGCAGAGGCUUGGCAGGAGAUGACAUUUAUCGCGAUCCAGACGAAGCCUCAUCCAGCACAUCGGCCGAUGAAGCCCCGCGCAGCUCGGGCUUCGAAAGGAGACCAUCAGGCCCCUUUGGCAGCAGUCACAGGGAGUCAUCGGCUGACGAUUCGUCCAGCGAUGCCCUCACUUCUUCGACUGUCUCUUCUCCCCAGAUCCGCAGUGGCGAGGCGAGGGAGUCCGAGCUGGAACGUCAAGGUCCGCAUGGACACAGUGUGGAGCACUCUUCCUUACGAGAGCCCCUGCUGUCUUCCGAAAUGGCAUCAUCUAGCCCGUCGGGAUCACUUCCUCUGCCUUUGCCUGGAGCGUUUAGAGGCUCUACGACGCGGCAAGUCGCGGCUGACAUCUAUGCUUAUCCACACCCACCUGCGAAGAGUGGCUGGACACCCUGGGCGACCGGAAACACAGCGCAGUGGAGAGAGUGGAAAGACAAGGGUGCACUGUUGGCUUGGGUACUUGUCAUGCUGUUCACUGUUGUCAUCGCGGGAGGCGCAGCAAUCGGCGCACCAGUGAGUAUCCGUAACGGCGCUUCAAAGGGCGAACGUGGAGCUGAAGCAGUGCUCCACCUGUGCUACCCCCACCUUUCGCGCAUCAGUCGGAGGGCUCAUCGUCAGGUUCACCCAACCGACCAUCGCCAUACUUCACCUUGACCCGCUCAGUACCAAUGCUUUUUCUGAUGGCCCUUCUUUCAGUCGGCGCAGCCGUAGCCAAUCUUUUCGCGCUUCGCCAGGUCGCUCGGAUCGGCGGGUCUCACUUUCUGAAAUCCGGCCUGGUGGGUAUUCCUCUGUGCUUAACACUCGGCUGGGCGUGGGCCUUCGCCGGCAGCUUCAUCUACGACGACGAGAAAUGGAGCGGUGGUGCUUGGAGCACGGUGGGGUGAGUGUCCGUUUGAGUUGCGAUGAAUUGAUACACUGCGGACGCUGACGGUACCAGUGCUUUGCUUGUGCUAGACUUCGCUUCCUUUCCUUGGUCCCGGUUCUUGCCGCUGUAUGCUUCGCGCGCGGAGUGUGGAAGCGUCGCUUUGCCCUCUCUCGCACUACAGCUGUCUUGGAGCUCUCUUCGCGCGUCGUCGCGUCCCAUCCGGCCUUGUUGAUACUCUCACUGGCGCAACUAGGCGUCUUUCUUCUUCUCAGCGUGCCCAUGAUCAGCAUCUUUGCACGUCUUUUCCUGAUCGGCCACUUUGGACGAUUGGGUAAGAGCGUCGCAGGCGUGGACAAGGUGUGGCACACUGAUGCGAGCGCAAAGUGGAUGGCUUGGACGACACUGGGUGCGUGGCUCUGGACAUGGGCAGCGCUACGAGGAGUCCAAAGAGUUACUGUUGCCGGUGUCGUUUCUCAUUGGUAUUUUCACCGCGAAGAGUCGGAAGAUGAGAGAGAGCAAGAUUCACAAAAUGACGUAUACUAUGACGAAGAAUCUAUACCCGGUCCAGCACCUGGUGAUUGGUUGGCAGCGCCGGGGUUCGCCGAUCCCGCCAAUCCACCGCCGCCCACGCAAGUCGACAUAGUUCGCGCAUCCUUUGCUCGCGCAACGGGCCCGGCUCUUGGAACUGUGCUCUUCGCAGCCCUUGUCCUCUCACUCGCACGCCUUGCGGCCUUGAUCGCUGCAACCGCUCGCAGUGCAUCUCGAAAGCUUGCAUACCCUCGUGUCCCCGCGCUUUUGAGCCCUCUAGCGCACGCUGCAGCUAUGCUCGCUGGGCUAUCGGCCGUGCUCAAAGGUGUCAGCGACUUUGCACUCGUCUACACCGGCAUCACUAACGAGCCUUUCUGGUCUUCUACCAGAAGAGCCGGCAGGGUUGCAAGGGGUGUCUCUGUGAAAGGGGUCAUGGAUGGUGAAUUUGCUAUGCGGAUCGGAUCUUCCGCUGAACACGUGACUGACGCUCACCUUCUGCACACUUCCCACAGGCCUGAUCAUCCAUCUCAUGCUGGAUCUCUUCACACUCUCCCUCUCGUUGCUCAGCGGUCUCGCGGGAUUUUUAUUCUCAGCACACAACCUCCAUGUGCCUGCCGACGCGCCCCUCGUUGGCCUUCUCUGCGCACUCGUCUCUUACUGGACGCUGAGACUCUGCGCCGACGUUGUCGGAAAUGCUGCAGACACGCUUUUCCUUUGUUUCGCCAUCGACGAAGCUGGGGGCGAGACGCACUGCAAGGCAGCGAAGGAAGCGUUUGAAAAGGCCGCCGAUCAGUUGGACACUGAAGGUGCUUUUCAAGCGUGA
Messenger RNA from Ceraceosorus bombacis, 6850 nucleotides. NCBI's taxonomy places the organism in Eukaryota, Fungi, Basidiomycota, Exobasidiomycetes, Ceraceosorales, Ceraceosoraceae. The record is from the annotation of a GenBank genome assembly.